GCUGAUGUGUUAUUCCUUCUCUGCCUCGAAGGAUCAGGAAGUUUGUGCUCUCUGCGUGGCUGAGAAGUUUUUACCUACUAGGCCGAGGGGGGGGGAGGGGGGAGGGACGUGGGGGAACCAGGUGUCCCCCCCCUAAAAUAGAGCGCAAGCCGCUCCCUGUGUCCGGCCGUAACCCAGGAGUAACGUCAGAAACAGGUGAGAAUGACCACUUUAACUCACCGAGCCCGUCGUACUGAAGUAGGCAAGAGCUCUGAAAAGAAGGUGGAAUGUGAGGAAGACACUAAUCAAGACAGGGGUCCAGACAAUGAAGACUCUGGUGAUUCUAAAGAUAUUCGCCUCACCCUUAUGGAAGAAGUAUUGCUCCUGGGACUAAAAGAUAAAGAGGGUUACACAUCUUUCUGGAAUGACUGUAUAUCAUCUGGCCUGCGAGGGGGCAUCCUGAUAGAAUUGGCCAUGCGGGGUCGAAUCUGUCUGGAACCCCCUACCAUGCGUAAGAAGCGACUACUGGACAGAAAGGUACUGCUAAAGUCAGAUAGCCCAACAGGGGAUGUUUUACUGGAUGAAACUCUCAAACACAUCAAAGCAACUGAACCCACAGAAACCGUCCAGACAUGGAUAGAGCUACUCACAGUCUUCUGUUUUUUUUUCCCCAAAGGUGAGACCUGGAACCCCUUCAAAUUACAGUACCAGCUGAGAAAUGUAAGAGAGCGAAUUGCAAAGAAUCUAGUAGAGAAGGGUAUUCUAACCACUGAGAAGCAGAAUUUCCUCCUAUUUGACAUGACUACUCAUCCAGUGACCAAUACAACAGAGAAACAGCGACUAGUGAAAAAACUUCAAGAUAGUGUCCUAGAGCGGUGGGUAAAUGACCCUCAACGUAUGGACAAGCGAACACUAGCACUCCUGGUGCUAGCCCACUCCUCUGAUGUACUAGAGAAUGUCUUCUCCUCUCUGGCGGAUGACAAGUAUGAUGUGGCAAUGAAUCGAGCCAAGGACCUAGUAGAACUGGACCCUGAAGUGGAGGGGACAAAGCACAGUGCCACAGAGAUGAUCUGGGCUGUGCUGGCAGCCUUCAAUAAAUCCUAAAACCAGUGGGUGGGUUUCUCCUUUUUCCUCUGCUGGCUGAUGACUAUCAGAGACACCACACUGAGUUUUGUGUGAUGAGAUGUUUUUCAUUUUUUUCCUUCUCUUGAAUCAGAUUUGUGAUUUGGGGAAAGCAACUUUAGGGCUUCUCCAUAAAUUUUGGCCAUUGUAAGCAGAUUUUAUUUCUCCUUAUUUUUCCACUACAGAGGUGAAUAAACUAGUUGAACCCAUA
This is a messenger RNA of Nyctereutes procyonoides (raccoon dog), 1312 nucleotides long. It is a transcript of the gene GOLPH3L, whose product is annotated as golgi phosphoprotein 3 like. Gene Ontology annotation, molecular function: phosphatidylinositol-4-phosphate binding. Gene Ontology annotation, biological process: Golgi organization; retrograde vesicle-mediated transport, Golgi to endoplasmic reticulum; Golgi to plasma membrane protein transport. The record is from RefSeq and is a predicted model, not a curated record. The transcript is spliced from 5 exons. NCBI's taxonomy places the organism in Eukaryota, Metazoa, Chordata, Mammalia, Carnivora, Canidae. Gene Ontology annotation, cellular component: cytosol; Golgi cisterna; trans-Golgi network. The coding region runs from base 202 to 1083 and encodes 293 amino acids.